GACUUUUUUUACCGUACCCAGCCAGCUGGUCGCGUUGAUGCUAUUGUGACCUUCAGAAAGCUUAAGGGUGUAGUAGAUCUUUAAAAAUGCAACAGAAGUUAUUUCUCUCGUAACGAGAGUCCCUAUUAACUGAAAACAAGUAAGAUACUGUCUGAAAAGCCUGUAUAAUUGUCGUUAUGUAACAAUCCCAGUUUCCAAACUUUGAGGAAUAUCUUUUGUUUUUUCCAACAUCUCGUCAGGCCUAACAACAGCUUUGUAAAGCUUUAACUUAUUACAUGCAUGUUUAGGGAUAGGAUAGGUAAUUUCAGUAUCAUCUAGAGUUAACACUCCUCAUAUACACUUGUGCAGGGGAGGGGAUAUAUCAGUCCUAUCACGUAUUAAGUGUCAUCUUACUACAAAUAAACUCAUUGUUUUUCUUUCACUUCAGCAUCUGAAUCUCAGUUUAGAAGUGAUAUUUAUCUAGUGUCUGCAUCGUAUAUUUGGUGAACGGAAGGUGCAUAGAGUCAGACUUUGUUUUAUCAUUGUAGCUCAUUAAGAUUAUAUGUUUUACGAGUGGACAGUAAGCAGUACCCAAUUUAUUCAAGCUAAUGAUACUGUUUAACUUUCUCGAUUAAAGUAGGAUUCUGGAAACUUUCGAUGUAAGUUUUAGAUCUGUGAGAUGUAAGGCAGUUUAGUAUAGAUUCUUAUUAACAAAUUUUAACGGAAACUGGAGUACUUAACGUUCUUAAACGUCUCACUAGGAAUCCUGUAAUAGUACUAUAUGGUUAAUAGUCGAUGAAUGAUGAAGAAUCAUAGGAUUUCUGUUUGCCACUUAUAGACUUAAGUGCCUAAACGCUUUUCACAGAUUGUAGAUAUGAUGCAACGGCUCUCUAUAUUCUACUGUCUGCAAAACGUAAUAAUGCACUCAACCUGUGCCUAAACUUGAAGACUUUUUGAUUUUGAUUCUCUAUAUAAACUUGAAAGUAUAUCAGUCUGAAAAUUAUUUAUUUGAAAACAUAAAUAUUGGUACAAGGAAGCACCAGAUACAUAUGCGCCGCACAAAUCUCAUUCGAUUUGUGUGAGGGCUGUGAUACUGCCCAGAAGCCCAAUCCAAAGCAGGUAGUUUUCUUAGGGGGGCACACCUGAAGGUCUAAUCCACAAGGCACUGGAACAUCGUGAGGAGAUGUAGUCCCAUGGUAGCCGGUGACCAACGAUUGAUUCAUACGCCAUUUGCUCUUUCAGGAUACUGGAGCCAAUGUGCACCAUUAAUUUGGAAUCAGGGUUUUCUAACUCUCCUUUGUGGACACUCCACAUCCACCAACCCCGUUGAAGCGCCGGACAUUCGUUUUUCGUCCUCUCAAUUUCGUAAACAAUUGUAGUGCCACGAGAAGACAUUGAGCAGGACUUCCCUGGCAGGGGCUAUAUACGCGUGGCCAUGUGAGAGCAUUUCGAGAGGGAGAGCGGACUCUCCUCACUGUCGGUCGUACCAGGGCAUUUAGGGGCCUAUGUGAAACAUUCUACGAUGUAGUGGCCGUCAUUAAAAACCAAGUAAGAUGAAGUAGAGUUUUAACUGGUGAACUUCCAGCUUAAACGCAAAGGCGUGAACUGCUAUGCUACACUCACUUGAGUCAAACGUUGUCAUAUGUUCAUUCUUAGUCUGCAUUUAAAAUCUUAAGGAACUUUCCUUACAAUACAGACCUGUCUGAAUAAAUGUUAUCGAUAGGCUGUUCGGUAUUCACUUAGAUGUGUGUAAUGUGUGUUACAUUCGUUAUUUGACCUCAAAAAAUGUGAAACCAAACAAAUUCCUGAUUAUUUCAUCAUUCCGUUAAUGGAAGAUUUCAUGUUACCGUAGUCUACCAACUUCAUUUUAUUGUAAACUCAAUGAAAACUGUUUUCGUUACCUGAAUACUACAGCCUUUCAUCCUUUAAUAUGAGGAACCAAUCAACCCUUGCUGAGAAUGUGGUAAUCAUUGAGCCUGGUUCUUUUCAUUUACGAAUCGGCCGUGCUGUGGAAAUAUUGCCAAAACGAUUCCCACAUUGCAUUGCCCGUAAACCUAAACCUAAUGUUCCACCUUGUGUUGAACCUAUUAUCAGUCGACAGAAAGCCGCCUGUAACUCAUCCUCUCUCCAAGAAUCAGUAAACACAAUCAGGUCAUUUGUAAAUACAUUGUUUAAUUUGAGUUACUCACCCGAAUCAAAUGGGUUACCUGCUGUCACUCCAUCUAGAUUGGAGCAUACUGAAAUUGAAGAUACCAAGCUUUUUGAAUGGGAAUCCAAUACACCUUUAGGUCAGGAAUUUUAUGCAUUAAAUGACGCUUUUAAUCGUGGUCUCAGAGAUGGUUAUCAUAUUAAUUGGCCCAUGCGUUAUGGAUUUUUAUCAACAUCCGCAAACUACACUGCCGUACUGCAAGAUCUGGAAGAUAUUUGGUCUACAGCAUUGGAAAAACAUGUUGGUAUUCCGCGAUCAAAUCUUAGUAAUUAUAGAGCAAUUCUAGUGAUCAGUGAUGUAUAUAAAAGAAAUGAAAUACGACAUCUAGUUCAUUUACUACUCAAUCGACUAAAAUUUGGACGUGUUUUUGUACAUCAAGCUAGUGUCUGCGCUACCUAUGGCAUUGGCUUACCUACUGCUUGUGUUAUCAAUAUAGGUGAACAAAAAACCAGUGUAUCCUGUGUAGAAGAUGGAGUGGCUCAUACAGAAACUCGUAUAAUCUUACCGGUUGGACGAAGUGAUGUCCUACGAGUAUUCCAUUCUCUUGUACUACCUAAUGGAUUUUGUAACAAGGAAGGUUGUACUGUGGAUUUAAAGUAUGAACAUCUUUCUGACGUAGAAGAUUUACGCACACUUAUGGAGAAUUCGGUUCAAUGUACAAUACGUUUACUAUGUCAACGAAACGAGAAAAAUAAGCUCGAUGAAGAAAUUCAACCGAAAGCUAACGAAUCAUUAUUAAAUAAUGAUUUUUAUAAUAUAACACUUCAAUGGACGCAUAAACAAAAUCAAUAUGAUGUUUCAUUUCUUCAUCCGUCUACAGUUCUAUUAUCACAUAUACUUCCGUUUGCUUGUAUUUCUUCAUGUGUUCCAUCAAAAGAAGUCUGUUGUACAUAUCAAGUACCUUCACUACAAUCAUCAGAACCGGAUGAUCCUUUCGAUGAUAUGUAUAUAUCUUUGACAGCACGUGAACGUCGUAAACGUGGUUUACCCAAUGAACAUCAAUCAACUACUCUACCUAAUAAUGAACAACUGGAAACAGAAAUAGAUGUUACGGAACAGGUGGCUCCAGUAAGCAACCCUCUUCCACAAAAACCCAACUCCUUCGAAUCUCUUCCAGAGGCAGUUUGGUGGAGUAUCAAUCAGUGUGCAAACUUAGUUGGUUCUCAGGUAGGACCAGAAGUUACUGUUCAAGCCUCUGGUCUUGCACCCGGGAAGCCUUCGCAAAGUUCAAGCUCAGUAAGUGACGAACUACGUCGACGUUUGUUGGGAUGUAUUAUCCUUACUGGUGGAGGGGUAGCUGGUGUUAAUAAUCAAAUGAUGGAAAGAUGGUUGACUGAGCAGCUAAUCGCAAUAGCACGAGAGAAGCAAGCAGCAACAACCGUAUCAAGCCACAUACCAACAGUUGAAAUCAUUCAUCACUCUGAUCCAGGAGACCUCUCGUGGUCUGGUGCUAGGUUGCUUCUAACUUCUGACUUGAUAAAUGACUUGUGGAUUACACCAGCCGAGUGGAACAAAUUUGGUUCGAGAGCUCUCCGUGAAAAAGCACCCUUCCCUUGGUGAUUUAAACUAUAAAUUGUAGAUUUAUGUACCCAUCUGUUACCAAAUGCAUUUAUUCCAGUUAUUUCUAGUUUGUUCUUUGCUUACCUGUCGAAAAGAAAUUAAAACUUGCUCAAGGAAAUUACGAGUAUUAACGUUCAUCUUCAUUUAUAUAAAAAG
Schistosoma rodhaini is the source of this 3904-nucleotide messenger RNA. Lineage: Eukaryota; Metazoa; Platyhelminthes; Trematoda; Strigeidida; Schistosomatidae. The record is from the annotation of a GenBank genome assembly.